AAAGAAGAGUUACACCAUGUACAGCAAGUGAAAGAAAGUCUCUGUGUGUGUUUUUGCAGAAGUUGAGGGUUUUCUCUGCUGCUUCCAGGAGUGAAAGCUGUGCCUUUAAUACUCAUUGAGAGAGAGAUACCCAAGGAAGAGAGUACUGCUCUGAAGGGAAAAGUUGAGGGAAACUGGGGAUUCAGCUACAUUUGCCCCGGACCUCUUAACUGUUGGAUGUGGUGAUCUCCAUGGUAACUCAAACCCCCAGACUCUUGACAGCAGCCUGCGACAAGCAGCAUUCAACAGCUCAAAGAUCUCACGAACAGAGUGUGGAUCACACUUCUUAUAAACCUCAUCAUAUUGAGGUGGGGCUAAGAUGAGCAUAACCAGUGACGAAGUGAAUUUCUUGGUGUAUCGCUAUCUCCAGGAAUCAGAUGGUGCUCCCAAGACCCAGAUAUCAGACUGUGGAAGAUAUUUUCCAGCAGUUACAUCUGGUUUCUUGGCAAGCUCUUCAAGCAGUUGUGCUGGCAGCUUUGGAGUUAUUUAGGAGACUGAUAAUGAGACUUAAGUGACAAAUCACACCUUAUAAAAAAUUAAGGUUUUUCCCAUUCGGCCUUUACAUUCGGUAUUGAAAGUCACAUUAGUCAGUCCAACAUCAACGGAACACUAGUGCCACCUGCUGCCCUCAUCUCCAUACUUCAGAAAGGUCUGCAGUAUGUGGAGGCUGAGAUCAGCAUCAAUGAAGAUGGUACAGUAUUUGAUGGCAGGCCAAUAGAGUCACUAUCGCUGAUAGACGCAGUGAUGCCUGACGUUGUUCAGACCCGGCAACAGGCAUUCAGAGAGAAACUAGCUCAACAACAAGCCAGUGCAGCAGCAGCAGCAGCAGCAACGACAGCAACAGCAGGAACAACGACAACUGCUAUUUCCCAGCAAAACACACCAAAGAACGGAGAAGCCACUGUGAAUGGAGAGGAGAAUGGGGCACAUGCAAUAAAUAAUCAUUCAAAGCCAAUGGAAAUUGAUGGGGAUAUUGAAAUUCCUCCUAACAAAGCAACAGUCCUUCGGGGCCAUGAGUCAGAGGUGUUCAUCUGUGCCUGGAACCCUGUCAGUGACCUACUAGCAUCCGGAUCUGGAGACUCAACAGCCAGAAUAUGGAAUCUCAAUGAAAACAGCAACAGCGGUUCCACUCAGUUAGUUUUGAGGCACUGCAUAAGAGAAGGAGGACAUGAUGUCCCCAGCAAUAAGGAUGUGACUUCAUUGGACUGGAAUAGUGAUGGAACACUAUUGGCUACAGGAUCAUAUGAUGGUUUUGCAAGAAUAUGGACAGAAGAUGGAAACCUUGCUAGUACCUUAGGUCAACAUAAAGGUCCCAUAUUUGCCCUUAAAUGGAACAAAAAGGGGAAUUACAUUUUAAGUGCUGGUGUUGAUAAAACAACAAUAAUUUGGGAUGCUCACACAGGAGAAGCCAAGCAGCAGUUUCCUUUCCAUUCAGCCCCUGCUCUGGAUGUAGAUUGGCAGAACAACACUACUUUUGCCUCCUGUAGUACUGACAUGUGCAUUCAUGUAUGCAGACUUGGCUGUGAUCGCCCAGUUAAAACUUUUCAAGGACAUACAAAUGAAGUCAAUGCAAUUAAAUGGGACCCUUCUGGUAUGCUGCUAGCAUCCUGCUCUGAUGACAUGACAUUAAAGAUUUGGAGUAUGAAGCAAGAUACAUGUGUACAUGACCUUCAGGCCCACAGCAAAGAGAUUUAUACUAUUAAAUGGAGUCCUACAGGGCCAGGCACCUGCAACCCAAACUCCAACAUCAUGUUAGCAAGUGCUUCAUUUGAUUCUACUGUUCGGCUGUGGGAUGUUGAACGAGGAGUCUGCAUUCAUACAUUAACCAAACAUCAAGAACCUGUCUACAGUGUAGCUUUUAGUCCUGAUGGAAAAUACCUGGCCAGUGGAUCCUUUGACAAAUGUGUCCAUAUAUGGAAUACACAGAGUGGAACUCUAGUACAUAGCUACAGAGGCACUGGAGGCAUCUUUGAAGUCUGUUGGAAUGCUAGAGGAGAUAAAGUGGGAGCAAGUGCAUCAGACGGAUCGGUUUGCGUUCUAGAUCUGCGGAAGUAAAAAUGAAGUGUUUUAGAAGAAAUUUCAAAUGGACCAGCAGUGAAUGUGUGGGGAGAAGCACUCUUCAAAACUAUUCUUAACAGCUCCAGAACUGUAUGAACUUGAAAAAAGUUAGAGUGUACAAUGAAACAACUCUCCCUGGCCACAGAUGUCUAGUAUUUUGUCCGUAACCUUCAUCAAGGAGUAAAAACACAGUCACUUCAGAGGGGGAGGGGAUGGUUUCCACCUGAAACAUUCAGCCUUGGAAGCAUGAAGCCACCAGCUAGACAUUGCACUGUUUUGUUUGCAUCUGAGAACUUGCUCUGAUGGCUGAGAAAAAAAGCUGUGCCAAAAAAAAAAA
This is a messenger RNA of Alligator sinensis (Chinese alligator), 2434 nucleotides long. It is a transcript of the gene TBL1X, whose product is annotated as transducin beta like 1 X-linked. The record is from RefSeq and is a predicted model, not a curated record. Gene Ontology annotation, cellular component: histone deacetylase complex. The transcript has 19 exons. Gene Ontology annotation, molecular function: protein binding; transcription corepressor activity. Bases 784 to 2094 code for a protein of 436 amino acids. NCBI's taxonomy places the organism in Eukaryota, Metazoa, Chordata, Crocodylia, Alligatoridae. Gene Ontology annotation, biological process: regulation of transcription by RNA polymerase II.